This is a messenger RNA of Sabethes cyaneus, 11331 nucleotides long. RefSeq names its product EH domain-containing protein 3 (gene Past1). Gene Ontology annotation, molecular function: protein binding; calcium ion binding; GTP binding. The record is from RefSeq and is a predicted model, not a curated record. The transcript is spliced from 4 exons. The coding region runs from base 270 to 1874 and encodes 534 amino acids. Gene Ontology annotation, biological process: endosomal transport; endocytosis. NCBI's taxonomy places the organism in Eukaryota, Metazoa, Arthropoda, Insecta, Diptera, Culicidae. Gene Ontology annotation, cellular component: cytoplasm; plasma membrane.
ACUUAGUUAAGCACAGUGAUCGAAGAAAUACCCAGCUGGAGGACUACGCGGUCGCGAGUUUUCUCAGUUUGAUCUUCAGCUCCUCACUUAUUAUACAUACAGUUAUAGUUAAUACCUACUUCUGGUCGCGAAAGUUGCAAUUUUGCAUUCAGCCCGAAAUUUUUAUUCCCGGAAUAGUGACCCGUCAUUCAAGUGCGAUUGUGCAAGUAAAUAGAGCGGAAGAAAAGUUGAAUCAAACAGAGUGCGGGUGAAGUUAUACAAGAGUGAAAAUGUUCAGCUGGCUAAAACGGGAACCCAAAACCGAGGAGGUUGUCGAGAAUGUGCUCGGGGAGCUGAAGAAAAUCUAUAGAAGUAAGUUGCUCCCUCUGGAGGAACACUACAACUUUCACGAUUUUCAUUCGCCCAAGCUGGAAGAUCCGGAUUUCGAUGCAAAGCCAAUGAUCUUGCUCGUUGGUCAAUAUUCGACCGGUAAGACGACAUUCAUUCGAUAUUUACUAGAACGGGAUUUUCCUGGCAUUCGUAUCGGACCAGAACCAACUACUGAUCGGUUCAUUGCUGUUAUGUUCGACGAAAAGGAGGGAAUCAUACCCGGAAAUGCGCUGGUCGUUGAUCCGAAAAAGCAGUUCCGCCCACUGGGAAAGUACGGAAAUGCAUUUCUAAACCGGUUCCAGUGUUCUUCGGUGCCUUCACCGGUUCUACGAGCCAUUUCAAUUGUCGACACUCCUGGUAUUUUGUCGGGCGAGAAGCAACGGGUUGACCGAGGUUAUGAUUUCACAGGAGUACUCGAAUGGUUUGCUGAGCGAGUGGACAGAAUUAUUUUGCUGUUUGAUGCUCACAAGUUGGACAUAUCGGACGAGUUCCGUCGUUCCAUUGAAGCACUCCGUGGUCACGAUGAUAAAAUACGAAUAGUACUGAAUAAAGCUGACAUGAUUGAUCAUCAGCAGCUAAUGCGUGUGUACGGUGCUCUUAUGUGGUCUUUGGGCAAGGUACUGCAAACUCCGGAGGUUGCUCGGGUAUAUAUUGGAUCAUUUUGGGAUCAACCACUUCGCUAUGACGUAAAUCGACGACUUUUUGAGGAUGAAGAACAGGAUCUGUUCCGCGAUUUGCAGUCCCUUCCGAGAAACGCUGCCCUUCGGAAGUUGAAUGACCUCAUUAAGCGAGCCCGCCUUGCAAAAGUGCACGCAUUCAUCAUUGCAGAGCUGCGCAAAGAUAUGCCCUCCGUGUUUGGUAAAGAUAGCAAGAAGAAGGACCUCAUCAAAAACCUCGGUCAGGUUUAUGAUCGCAUACAGAAGGAGCAUCAGAUUUCGCCCGGAGAUUUUCCCGAUCUCAAAAAAAUGCAAGAAGUGUUAGCUAACCAGGACUUUUCCAAGUUCCACUCUCUGAAAAUACCACUGUUGGAGGUGGUCGAUCGAAUGCUGGCCACCGACAUUGCUCGUCUGAUGAGCAUGAUUCCGCAGGAGGAAAUGACUUUGGUUUCGGAGCCACUAAUCAAGGGAGGAGCAUUCGACGGCGUGGAAGACAUAGUGUCUCCCUUCGGCUAUCGCAAAGGUGAAGGCGUUGACGCUGGCUACGGCGAAGUGGACUGGAUUUGCAAUCGAGAUCGUGCGCGCACUGACCCGCUAUUCGAAUCGUUAAAGCCAGUCGAUGGUAAAAUUUCCGGUGCUGCGGCAAAAUCCGAGCUUAUCAAAUCCAAACUACCGAACAACGUGCUGAGCAAAAUUUGGAAGCUCUCCGAUUAUGACCAGGAUGGUUUUCUGGACGUUGAAGAGUUUGCACUUGCGAUGCAUUUGAUCAACGUAAAAAUGGACGGUAACGAGCUGCCGACCACACUGCCAGCCCACCUUGUGCCGCCCUCGCAGCGAGGGCCCGAGUAGAAAUAAGCUUUUCCGAUAAGGGCUGCGAUGAGUUAUUGCGUGUACUUUUGCUUCUUCGCUUUCCUAUAAAUUUGAUAGUGCUGUGCUAGUCUGCUACAGUUUCUGCCUGCCGUCGUGUUGCCCAAUAAAGAACGGCGCCGAGACUAAUAUUCGUCUUAUAUUCCAAAUUAAGCAGCGGUCUUCGAUUAGCAUUCGGCUUGAACGCUCCUAAGUGCCGACCCAUGUUGAAGUUCAAGAGGUAUAUUACUAUGUUGUCUGUAAGUUUUCUUUACUGCAAGAACAUCUUAUACCAGAAACACAAUUUAUCUAAUUUAUUUAUAUAUACCUACUUUAGAACUAACUAGUUCAUUCACAUUUUUUGUUUGUUUUCUUAUUUUUAAGCGUUUUAUCACUUUAUAGCAUGAAAAUAUUUAUAGGACAUAUUUCUGUACCGACAUUGUGCAAUGCAUUUUUGACAGGCACUAAUUGAUAUAUCGCCGAGUACGUGUGCAAAUAUUUUUCGAUAGAAUUUAAUUAGAUUAUCUGAAAGAUGAGCACAGUUUGUUAUUAUGGUAAGGUCUGCAGUUCAUCACAUUAAUCUUUCUUUUUUACCAUUAUUUUUUUUAAUGACGCAUGUCCAUUUAGAUCUCAAAGCUCUGUGUCAUUCGUAAAAAUUCGGCAUUACCUUGGACCAAUUUCAUGAACCUAAUGCGUUCCAAAACCCAAAAUGAUGAAUAGUAUCAUCAAUAGCGUGUUCUCUACGAUCACUUAUUACGGUCCAAUAGAAGUUCACACUAAAUUCCCACAAUUUGAUGUAUCUUUUUGUUAAACUUUAGUUUGUGUUUACCGAUCACUUGAAUAGGAAGGAUACUUCUCAUUCAAGCACCCGAAUCAAUUUAAAAUCGCUCUCACCCACGCUUCAUUCCGAACCAUUUACUUCGCGACCAACCUCCGGCCAACAUCAUCACGUUAAUCGUAAUGCCACGCAAAUUUCAACCUCAAAGCCUGCCACAGAAGAAGCUUGCAAUAUUGUCUUACGUACUAGCGGGUCGUGCGACAACGUUCGUCAUUAUCAAUCACAUUUAACUUUCGAAUCCAUCAAUCAUGGUUGUUAGGGAAUUUUCGACAAUUAAUUACGCGGUGAACUGGGGUUUGAAUGGUAAGGGGUUUAUUCGAUAACGAAAGCGAAAGGGUUUGUAUAAAUGAUGCGUGUCUUCUGAUGAUGUAUUUCAGACUGAUAAGAAAAAGUGCGAAUCUCGGUGUCCUAUAGGUAUUUAUAAGAUCACUGCAGAGCUACGCUACAGGAAACGAAUCAAAAGGCCUUUCUGUUCGAUCGGUUUAAUUUGAUCGAGAUAAGAGAGAUAAAGCUAAUGAGCAUUGAUAUGAGUGCCUGAGGAUCGUAUCGAUCUACGAACGCAAUAGGGUUGAUAACCAUCUAAUGUAAACCUAAGAUAAAUCGCGUACAUAUGCCGCCCUCCGUUGAAAAUCAAAUUUUCAACCUAUCCUAUUAACUAAUUUUUCUAAUAGUAGCUCUUCGUGUUAACAAUAAUAAUUCGGGUAUUCUUCGGUAUUCUCCACGUGACUACUCGGCUGCUUGUUUAUAUCUGCAUGUGCCGAUUCCAAUGAUCAGCUGUUUCGUUCAGAUAUUAAUGUUGUUGAUUGGGAGGAUGCUUCAUUCAUCGGUCCGUACCGAUCAGCUGUUCCAUUGAUGCAACCCGAACGCAUGUUGUCGUGGAUGUCAUCAAUCGUUGUUUUUGUAGACGUCUGAUGGUUGUGGCGAUGAUAACGGUUAAAUGCUUUGGAUGAGGGUUGUAGCAUUAUAGCUCAUGGUUGUGGGUUGGAGCCAAGGUCGACGUCGCCGUAGCCAGCCAAUAUGGAGGAUAAAACAUUCUAUUACUUUUUGCAAAUUCUUAUAAAAAACAUACUCACAGAGUCCGAGGGCCCGCGAGCCCUCGGUCGUUGCGUAGUGCGAACACUACGAUGGAAGAAAGUUAAUUGUCAUCAUUAUCGUGGCUCCCGUUGGGUGGAGAUGGUUGACGAAUGGGUAGCACGCAGAUUUUGGAAAUUGCGCGCCUGAAUUCUCCGUCCUUGGUCCUCACUACCACGACACGUAUAUUGCCGUCAUCUGCUCUGAAGAUAUGCACGAUUCUGCCAAAACGCCACUUGAGAGGUGGCAGAUUCUCCUCCUUGACCAAAACCAUGGUUCCGAUGGCAAUAUUGUCUUUUUCACGGGUCCAUUUCGUCCGUGGUUGCAGGCCGGACAAAUAUUCUGUACUCCAGCGCCUCCAGAGUCGGCGAACGUAUUCUUGAACUACCUGCCAGCGAUCAAGUCGAUUAAUUGGUACGUUUUCUAGUGAUGGCUCUGCUGGGGCCGUCAGAGAGCGAUGGAUAAGGAAAUGCCCAGGAGUCAGGACUUCGAGGUCUUCAGGCUCGGCUGUCAUUUGCGUUAAAGGACGGGAAUUGAGACAGCUCUCUAUUUGAGCCAAAAGUGUGGUCAGUUGUUCAGCAGUUAAGACUGCGUUGCCGAUAGUUGCUCGCAGGUGCGCCUUGAGAGACCUUACGGCCGCCUCCCAUAAUCCACCGAAAUUCGGUGAACGGGGUGGAAUGAACUUAAAUUCGAUACCUUCUUCGGUGCAGGAACUUGUUAUGGACUGCUGCAUUUGUUGUGAGUUGAAUUGUCUUUUCAGUUCGGCUAAUUCUCGAGAUGCACCCUUAAAAUUUGUUGCAUUGUCGCAUUCGAUAAGACGUGGUUUUCCACGACGGGCUAGAAAUCGUCUUAAAGCAGCUAUAAACGAACCAGUAGAUAGAUCUCCGACCAGCUCGAUGUGAAUUGCUUUUACUGAGAGGCAAACGAAAAUCGCUAUGUAUGUUUUUGUAUGCUGAGAGCGGCGCUGAGGGUGUCGAUAAUACAGUGGUCCGCAUAGGUCCACUCCAGUGUGAACAAAGGGUAGUGUGGGAGACACUCGCUCAGGUGGUAAGUCGCCCAUUAUUUGGUCUUGCCCACGCGGUCGACAUCUGAAACAGCUAAUACAAGAGUGAACGGUGCGUCUAACGAGGUUUCGGAUGCGUAGCGGCCAAAACUUCUCUCGUAGGCCGGCGAUUAGGAACUGUGGCCCCGCGUGAAGCAACUUUUCAUGAUAAUAGCGUGCUAUGAGGUCGGUGAGCGGGUGUUUUGCAGGUAGUAUCAUAGGGUGCUUUCGAUCGUAAGAGACUGCAGCAUGAUGUAGUCUGCCACGAACGCGAAGAAUGCCUUGACAAACCAAGGGCGUCAGUAGUUUUAGCGGGGAAUUUGGUUUGACUUGGCCAGUUUUGGCUAUUGACGAAAGAUCUUCCGAAAAUAUUUCGCUUUGAGCGAUUCGUACUAAAGUUUUUUCUGCUUCCUUGAUUUCCGGAACCCGUAAACAUCCAUUUCUUCUGAGUACCAAAUUUUUGGGUUGACUAUUAUAGCAAAAUCUCUGCAUCCAAGCUACUAUUCGGACCAGAGCCAUGUACGAAGAUCGUAGGGAAAAAAUUGAAUUUACUGUUAUUGGCUGUGCGACUAAUGUGAUUGGACGUUCUUCGAGAUCUUGUUGAUCAAAUAAUUCGAUGUGCAGUGGUGACAAAGAUGGCCAAAAUCUUGGCUGCUUACUAAGCCAAUGUGGUCCGUGCCACCAGGUCGAUGUAUGCUGAAGCUGUUCGGGAUCCAUUCCACGCGAUAUUAUAUCUGCUGGAUUUUCUGAACCUGAGACGUGAGACCAGAUUCCCGAAGCUGUGAUAUGCUGUAUCUCGGACACUCUAUUGGCAACAAAGGUCUUCCAUCGAGACGGUGUUCCUGCUAGCCAGUGUAGGACGAUGGUUGAAUCUGUCCAAAAGAACGGUUUCGUGUUCAACCGAAUAGCUUGUUGAACCUUUUGGAACAGAUGAGCAAGCAGUAAAGCAGAAGAUAGUUCUAGACGAGGUAAGCAAAUACGUUUUUGCUUCUUUGUGUCACCCAGCGGAGCGACCUUCGAUUUCGCAGUGAGGAGAUUGACUGCGAUGGUUCCGUUUGCAGCUAUUGCUCGUAGGUAAAUGCACGCGCCGUAAGCCUUUUCUGAUGAAUCGCAGAAGCCGUGUAUUUCGAUCGAACUAGGUGAAUCUACUUGGAUUGCCCAACGAGGAAUGAUCAGGUCUUGAAGAGUGGUCAAACUAUUUUUGAACUCGCGCCAUCUCUCCUGGAAUUCUUCACUAAGUGGCUCAUCCCAUGUUUUCUGGUCUCUCCAAAGAUCCUGCAUACAAAUUUUGGCUCGAACAAUCACGGGACCGACAAGACCAAGAGGGUCGAAAAGUUUGGCAGCAUCGGAUAGUAUCGUACGUUUGGUAAUUACGGUUGACUCGUUCCAUUUAGGAAUGCCGAAAAUAAAUUGGUCGGUAUUGGUCUGCCACUGUAAACCGAGCGUUUUAAUAGCAGCAGAACUAGAGUCGAGCUCGAACAGUUGUCUUUCGUCAAGUAUGUCAGGCGGGAGAUGUUCAAGAACCAUUGGACAAUUAGAUGACCAUUUUCUCAAGGGAAAACCAGCUGAGUUGAGUACCUUUAGCAGCUGUGAACAAAGUUGCUGACCAUCGCAUAUAUCAUCAACUCCAGUUAAAAGAUCGUCCAUAUAAAAAUCAGACCCAACUAUCCUGGCUAUUUUAGGUUGGGUAUUUUGCACAGAUUUCGAUAACUCUUGUAGGCAUUUAGUAGCGAGAUACGGUGCACACGAUGUGCCAUAUGUUACUGUUGUCAGUUGGUAGGUACGUAGUGGUUCUUGUGGGGAAUUUCUCCAGAGAAUUUGUUGCAGAGCACGAUCAGGAGAAGGUACGGCCACUUGCCGGUACAUUUUUUCGACGUCAGCUAUUAUCGCAUAGCGAUGCAUUCUAAAACGAAGAACUAUCGAUAGGAGAUCGUCCUGCACAACGGGUCCAAUCAUAAGUGCGUCGUUCAACGACACGCCAGUGUCUGUUGCGCACGAAGCAUCGAACACUACCCUAAGCUUGGUAGUAAGGCUGUCUGGUUUGAUUACGCAGUGGUGGGGCAAAAAGUACGAUGGUAGGUCAAAUGGUGCUGACGGUUCGACCAUGUGGCCAAGGCGAUAAUACUCGGCAAUAAAGUUGCUGUAUGCUUCCUUCAGGGGUGGAUUUGCAUUCAAGCGACGUUCUAGUGCCAAGAAUCGACGAAUUGCGAUUUCUUCAGAAUUUCCCAAUGUGGCCAACACGGAGUUCCGUUUAGGAAGUUGUACUACAAAGCGGCCCAUUUCAUUCCGAACGGUAGUUGCCGCAAAGUGAGCCUCGCAAAGUGUUUCUUCGACCGAAAGAGUGCUUUUAGCAUAACAAGAUUCUAUUUCCCAGAAACGCGCCAAUUGUUCAUCAAUAGCGGUUGCUGUGCAAAUAUUAGCGAUACGAAGAGUAGGCGCUGACGAAUUUCCAACCUUACCGGAGACCACCCAUCCUAGUGUGGUUUUUUGCAGUACUGGCAAAUGGGGACCAAGUCUAACUAGCCCUUCUUGUAUGAGUUCGUAGUAUACUUCCAUGCCCAAUAUCAUAUCGAUCCGACCGGGUUGGUAAAAGGUGGGAUCAGCAAGCACGAUUUCAUUGGGAAUGGUCCAUUCGGCGGUGGCAAGAGCCCUGGCAGGAAGCUCGCGAGUUAUUCCUGACAGCACGUGGAAUGAAAAAUCAGCAAUGAAAGUUGAACAGUGAGACUUUAUUUUAGCGAUAACGAUAUGCGAUGAAACGACAGUAGAAUUUCCAACACCACCGAUUUCUUGGUGAGUUUUUAUGCGGCGUAACGUGAGCUGCUGCGACAAUUCCUCCGUUAUGAGAUUGAUUUGUGAUGCUGGGUCUAGCAAAGCUCUAGCCCAUACGGUAUGUCCGUUGAUAUCGGACACCUUCACAACAGCAGUUUGUAAUAAUACUGUGGCUGGAACUGAUUUUGUAUUUCUGAGCAAGGAAGUCGAAACGUGGCUUGUGGGUGGGGGCGAAGACGAGGUGAGGCUGGACGAUGGUGCUUGGUGCGAUGCGGGCAGAGGAGGAACAUUACUAUUUCGAGUAAACUGAGCGUGAUUCGAUGACGACAUUGGUGAUUGUUCAGAGAAUUUCGGUUUUGCUACGGGUUCGAGUAAGCGCCCGGUAUUUUGGUGCAACAUUGUAUGAUGUUUCUGGCUACAGACUCUGCAAGAGCUUGACGGACAUUGCUUAACGAGAUGUGAGUGUGAGAAGCAGUUAAUACAGAGCGAAUUUUUCUUGACUGCUUCGAAUCGUUGGGAUAUGGGCAUUGAUCGAAAGGUAUCACAAUGAAAGGGAGAGUGUGGCAUUCGUCUACAAAACGGACAGUUUCUAACCGGUUGGUUAGUGGUAAUCGCAUGAACCAGCUUUGGUUUCUGUAAGCGAGUAAAUUCAGUUUUCGGUGGUUCUACAAUUCGGGGUUUCAACGACGAUAUCGAUUGCAAAACGGUGCAAUGUUCUCGUAAGAACUCAAUCACUUCUGCAUAGUGUGGUACUUCAGUAGAACUAUGGCGUUGUUCCCAUUGUUUGAGAGUAGCUGCAUCUAAACGCGCGCAAACCAUAUGCGCUAGGAGAACACUCCAUCCUUCGACAUCAAUCCCUAUCUUUUUUACCAUAUUUAAAUUCCGCUCGUAAUCAUCAACUAAUCGAGACAAGGAAUCGUAGCAUUCCUUACGCAUAGGUUCGAUAGUAAGCAACGACUCAAUAUAACCUUUCACGACUAGUUUUUUGUUAUCAUAACGCUUUUUCAGUAAUGCCCAAGCUACUGAAUAAUUGGCUGAGGUUAAUUCGAUCGACUCUACAACUCUCUUUGCAUCUUUCGAGAGUGCAGAAACCAGAUAAGUAAAUCUUUCGAUUGGUUUCAGUUGGGUAUUUGAAUCUAUAAGACUGACAAAUGUGUCACGAAACGUAAGCCAGUUUGAUAAUGAUCCAUCGAACAAAGGCAAUUUUACUUCGGGCAAUUUAACACGAGAGAUAGUGGCUUCGGAAAAGCCUUGACCUUGAGGGAUUACACUUUGCACUGCUUGUAAUGUGGAAGCAUUCUGCUUGCGGAUCUCAGCGACUAAAAAACCAUACAUCGUCAUGUAAUCUUUCUCGAAUUUAUCACGUACAAUUCGAUUUUGAUCAUCUGUUGGGGGUAAAACAUCUUCAGCAAUUUCUUCUGUCUCCUCGAGUAAUUCGAUAUCUAAUCGAAUCUUUUGAAAGUCUGCAAAAAUACCUUCUAAUCGCUGCUUCCAACCUUCUAGACAAACGUUAUCUCUUUGCUCAUCGUAGGCGUUCAUCAAACCAAUUAAAUUCUUCAUUGAGUCAAUGCAAAACCGCUCUUGUCGUGAUAGCGUACGCAAAUUUGGCGCCAUUGCAGAGGAUAUGAGCGUCCGAACCGAAAAUCCUCAAAUGUACCAACAAAUAAAAUAUUCGUCACACUAUCUCACACUCGUCAAGCACCUAUCUUCAAUUGAACCACAAUGAGCAAAGAGAUUUGAUAUAGCCAACUAUAAAUGAGCACGUGUUUUUUAGUAUCAGACAAUUUUUCCGAAAAUAACUCAAAAAUGUUCACUUUUGAUCGGGGAUCAGUAAUCGUAGAAAUUAUAGAUGAACUCAGCAUUCGUAUGAAGCAAUUUUAUUAAAAUCUCAGGUAGAUGCAUGCACGUGUACUUACAAUCCGCUCGACGCUUCAGUUUUAUUGUUCCUACCUCCUUUGUUGAGCCCAACAAUAGCACCCAAGCCAAGCCUAGAUCCACCACGUUGCCCAGCGAACUGCAAACCUGUGCCCAAAUGUGUUCCAGCGACGAAAUUUUAAUUCACUUUUUAGAUUCUUUGCCGAACUAAGCGGUAUCACUUUUAUCUGCUUCGAUCACGAUAAUUGGUCCGUUUGCGUUGAAUAUAGUUUGCGAGGCGAUUUUGUCGUUCACAAAGCAGCGGUGCCGCGCGAUGAUGACAAUUCCGACGAAUAACUUAAUAUAACGAAUUUCACACGCGUAAUUGAUCCGGGAUCGAAGGACCAACUUUUUAUGUUAGGGAAUUUUCGACAAUUAAUUACGCGGUGAACUGGGGUUUGAAUGGUAAGGGGUUUAUUCGAUAACGAAAGCGAAAGGGUUUGUAUAAAUGAUGCGUGUCUUCUGAUGAUGUAUUUCAGACUGAUAAGAAAAAGUGCGAAUCUCGGUGUCCUAUAGGUAUUUAUAAGAUCACUGCAGAGCUACGCUACAGGAAACGAAUCAAAAGGCCUUUCUGUUCGAUCGGUUUAAUUUGAUCGAGAUAAGAGAGAUAAAGCUAAUGAGCAUUGAUAUGAGUGCCUGAGGAUCGUAUCGAUCUACGAACGCAAUAGGGUUGAUAACCAUCUAAUGUAAACCUAAGAUAAAUCGCGUACAAUGGUUUUUAAUCUCCUGCUCUGCAUAAUUUUUCACAAUUUUCUAGAUAAUAUACACACAGCAACAGCUUGGGCAGACGGACAAUCCGUAGUAGAAAAGUCUCGUUUAAAAUGCUGCUACCGAACGAGCGAAAAGUUGCGAAAAUACCUAAUAAUAAUAAUAUAAUUGUGUUGGCUUAAAAACUUGCAAAUUUUUAGUGUUAAGCUAUUUCGUUUUCAACAAUCAUCAGCUUAGUUGAUAGGAUAAGCCUAGGAGUGUGAAGAUUCAAAGUGAAGGCUACAUUUCUCAAGACUGGGUACUCUCUGAAGUUUUGAUGAACAGAGUAAAGUGUGUCCCCUAUAGAAAAAGGUGAUGUUGAUAUCUGGUAUUUGCAUAUCUCACAUUUUUCUCCUACAUCACUUUCACUAUCACAUUCAGAAUAAUGUUACUAGAAUAAAUAUCAAAUAUCAAAAUGCACAGCAAUUUGAACAUUGAUUAAGAAAUAUUGAAUGGUGCUUUUAAAUAAAUUUUGCUGCAUAGUUGAAUACAAAAAAGUAAUCCUUAAAACAUUAAACAAGAAAAGUUUUCUUGUUUGCAGUUGUGAAAUGAGACACAAGCUUGCGUCCUUUUUCCAUGUUGUGAUGUUUGCUAAUAAAUAGAUAUUUAAAAUGUCCUUGUAUUUUAACCACUACAAUAUAUAUUUUACCGCUUACCAACCAUUUAGUGCAAUAGUAAAUACUCUGGAAUAACAAAUGGUGGUAACAGUGUCAUCUUUCACUGCUUAUAGAUAUGGGGAACAGCCGACAGUCUUGAGUUAUACAGUCUUCGAUUAAUGCGAGCCUGAACAGUUGUGACCAUCAAAACACUCUGGAAUACGAACGCAUAUAUAAAAGGAAAAUAAAGGGGAAGACUCCCGAACCUUGUUAAGGUGAAAUCGAACACUAUAAUUCCGAAUCCUGCAAGGGUGCGGAACAAAGAAGCGUAUAUUUACAAGCAUAGCAUUUUUGAAGAAAUUUGUAUAAAAAUCUAUUUUUAAACGAACAAAUCGUAGUUGUUCACUUCAAUAACGGUAAAAAUGAGGUAGGUAACGAAAGUGUAUUGAACGUAAAUCAUGCGAAUAAAUUUUGUUCUCUAGA